CCAUUGCAAUGAGACCUCGACUAAAAAUGUUUGGGGCGCGUUGCGUACGCCUGGCGCUUCGACACUGUUCCUCUGCUCCGCGUGCUAAGCAUGCUGCAGCUGCCAAGCUCCUCCGCGUUCAGGAAGCGCUGGCAGUCCAGAACCCAAAUGAUAACGACAUUAAAGUCCAGGGUUGGGUUCGGUCCGUCCGGUCCCAGAAAGAAAUCUUAUUUCUGCACAUCAAUGAUGGCUCCUCUUUGGAAAGCCUCCAAGUAGUAGCGGAUCCCAGGUUGGAGCUCAGGGAGCUAACGUUUGGAAGUUCCGUAGAAGUGCAAGGGAAGUUGCUCAGAAGCCCCCACAAAGGGCAAAACGUGGAGCUGGCAGCAGAAAGCAUUCGCGUCGUGGGACCUUGCGAUGUGCUGACAUUUCCACUGAAAUACAAAACACGUCACCCGCUCGAAUACCUGCGGCAAUUCCCCCACGUCCGGUGUAGAAGCAAUGCUUUGAGUGCGCUCCUGAGGAUACGCAGUGAAGCCACAGCCGCAAUCCAUUCCUUUUUCCAGGAUAAUGGAUACCUGCAUGUUCAUACGCCAAUAAUCACUUCAAACGACUGCGAAGGUGGGAGUGACGUCUUUCAAGUAGAGCCUGAGAAUAAAGUUGAGGAGCCUGGAGAAAACCCCCAUUUCUUCAACGUUCCCGCCUUUCUAACAGUCUCUGGUCAACUCCAUUUGGAAGUGAUGGCUGGGGCAUUUACCAAAGUAUUCACCUUUGGUCCUACAUUUCGUGCGGAAAAUUCUCUGGGCCGCAGGCACCUGGCAGAGUUUUACAUGGUGGAAGCAGAACUGGCUUUUGUUGAAAACCUUCAGGAUAUCAUGCAGGUGAUGGAGGAUCUUUUCAAGAAAGUGACAGACGGGCUGCUUUCCAAAUGCCUUCACGAUGUUGGACUUUUUCAUAAGCAUGUAGCCCCUGGACAGGAGGGCAAGUUAGAACAGAUAUUGAAGAACCAAUUUAUAAUAAUGUCAUACACUGAAGCCAUAGAGAUCUUAAAGCGGGCUCCCCAUGUUUUCACUUACAAACCAGAGUGGGGUCAUGAUCUCCAGCGCGAGCACGAAAAAUACUUGGUGCAGCAUUGUGGCGAAAUCCCUGUAUUUGUAUUUAACUAUCCAUAUGACGUCAAACCGUUCUAUAUGCGGGACAAUGAAGAGGGAACCCAUCGUACAGUGGCUGCAGUUGAUCUUCUGGUACCAGGCAUUGGGGAGCUUUGCGGAGGCAGUUUAAGAGAAGACCGCCAGGAUUUAUUACAGUCCCGCCUACAGAGGACGGGACAGGAAGACACCUACCAAUGGUACCUGGAGCUGCGUCAGUUUGGAACCACCCCACAUGGAGGCUUCGGAAUGGGGUUUGAGCGUUACCUCCAAUGCGUCCUGGGAGUCGAGAACAUCAAAGACGUCAUUCCUUUCCCAAGGUUUCCUCGCUCGUGUGUUUUGUAGCACUUCCCCUCCUUUACUGAGAACGUGUCUCUUCUGCAUAUCUGUGGCCUGCCUGGAUGAUAAAAGGGAGCAUUCUUGGAAAGAAGAGUGGACCCCCUCAAUUUUCGUGUACCAGAUAAUCUUAGAGACUUUGAAAGCAUGACUUCUGGAAAGUCGAAGCGAGCUUGUAUUCAUAUACGGUACAUUGAAAUCUACAAAGCCGUUUGCAUAGCGUUAAUGCAUAUGCUCCGAAAUCCAGAUAGCUGCAAUCUAGUCUCAGCUAGAAUAAAUAAAACAACAUUUUGCUGGAAAUUAAUGUGCAAGAAUGGAUGCGGCUGAACUCGGGCGUCUGAGCUAGAAAAGACAGGAAGCUAAACUAGGCAGAGGCGCCGUGGCUUACGGAUUUGAAGAGUUAUGAAAACUGCUAUUCUAUUGCUAUUCCUGUGAUGAGCAAACCACCUCCUACUUCUACAAGCCUGCACUGACAUUGGAAAGGACACACUAAUUAGCUAAAUAUCGGGGUGAACGUCAAUGUAUUCCCAAAAAUGUUAGUAGCCAUUUUUCUGAAUUAAAAUUGGAGGGACAACUCA
Eublepharis macularius is the source of this 2038-nucleotide messenger RNA. It is a transcript of the gene NARS2, whose product is annotated as asparaginyl-tRNA synthetase 2, mitochondrial. The transcript has 14 exons. NCBI's taxonomy places the organism in Eukaryota, Metazoa, Chordata, Lepidosauria, Squamata, Eublepharidae. The record is from RefSeq and is a predicted model, not a curated record. Gene Ontology annotation, cellular component: mitochondrion. Bases 9 to 1469 code for a protein of 486 amino acids. Gene Ontology annotation, molecular function: asparagine-tRNA ligase activity; nucleic acid binding; ATP binding. Gene Ontology annotation, biological process: asparaginyl-tRNA aminoacylation.